CGCCUUUAUACUUUCUCACGGCGGUGCUUCCAGUCCUUCCAUCACGAUUACUUGAAUCUUCGCUCAUCUACACCGGCCCUGUUCCCGGCCUUGUCCUUCAUCUGUCUGCCUCGAGCCAUAAAAACCUACUGGCUUCUACCUGUACCGCUCACCUGCGAGCUGAAUCGGUAAACUUGCCAGCAGACGACCGCGGACGACGAAGCAGCGAACACACGUCUGCUCCAACAGCCGUUCCCAGCGCGCGCGCGAGCUCAAAGAAAGCAAAUUUGGCUAUUUACUAGCUGACUGUUUGUCUUCUCCCCACGACCUCCUCUCACUGGGACAGUCUGGUGAACAACUCUCGCUCUGGGCUGGUGGUCAUCUUCAAGCAAUCGAGCGUCAUUUCAGCCGCGCCAGUGGAUUCUCUGUUGCCCCCUCUCGUGCGGUCCGAUCAGAUCCAGUGACCCAAAAGCCAGCGGCGCCACAGGCCAACUGCGAACAGCUUGAACAGCGCAAGCAGCCCGCCUGCAGCAGCAGCAGCAGCAGCACCGGCGGCAGCAGACGCAGGAAGCAGCCGUUCUGGCUCGUCAAAGAAUUGACAGCACUGUCUUUUGUUGCGCACAGUCUCGACUCGGACAGACCAUGGACGGGAGAAAUGCAUUAGGGCGGCGGAUUUCACUUCUCAACGAACCUGUCGAGAGUCUCGACGCAGCAGACGUGCCCGGCCGACCGGCUCGGCUGACCUCAUUGGCUUUUCGACACUCUCGCACCUCCAGCUUCGCGUCCUCACCAAACUCUUCACCACCCACCCCCGAGCUUGUUCGCAGCGAUUCAUCCGACUCUUCAGCUAUGAAUCGCACGCCGUCGCCAACCACGCCGAAUUACAUCGACUACAGCGGCCUGCAGCCGACGAGCAAGUCGAGCGAGGCCGCGUUUCAAGCGACGACGUCCGCUUUUUUCAACCCGCAAGUAGACCCUUCCGUGGCCAACUACCCGCCGAUCCCACCACAGCAUGCAGCGCAGUUCACCUACCCAGCACCGCCCGCCAUAGCACCCCAGCCUCAGGGUAGCAGCAGUAGUAGUCAGGGCCCUCACCCUCACCCUCACCCUCACCCUCACGCCCAGGGCCCUGCCUCGCUAUCCGACGCCGCCUCGUCGUCCACUUCCAAGGGGCCCGCCAAGCAAGCGACGAAGAAAAAUUCGUACCCUUGCCCUCUGGCGAAGCAGUUCAACUGCAACGACCACUUCACCACCUCCGGCCAUGCUGCCCGGCACGCCAAGAAGCACACCGGCAAGAAGGAUGCCUUCUGUCCGGAGUGUAACAAGGCCUUUACGCGAAAGGAUAACAUGGAGCAGCACCGUCGCACCCAUCAGAACGGUCGGAACGCUGCCAAGUCGACGGGGGAGAGCGCCGCCAAGAGACAGAAGACGUCGAAACGCGCAAACUCCUCCACCACCACGACGCACAACGCCGCCGCCGCUUCCGACAAGCACUCGUCGGCUUCCCUUGCGCAAUCCACGCACACCACGAUGACGGCCGCACCUGGCAUGCUGGAUCCAAGCCUGCCCCACAGCCCUGCCUCGAGUUUCGGCUUUCCUGAGCCUACCUUUUCGGGUGCUCUCAAUCCAUCCAUCAUGCAUCAGUAUCCGGACCCGAUGAUGCCCUUCAGCGCUCCUUUCCCAGGCAGCCCCACCAUGCUCGUCGACCCUGCUCUUGGGGGUCAGAUGCCAAACGGCAUGGCUAAUGGCCUCGACACCCUCGCUAUGGCUGCAGCAAAGCGCGACGAGCACUACUGAAGCGUCAACGGACUCGUCACUCAGAUGUGUCACAUCAACCAAUCAUUUCGCGCCAGAAGCCACUUGCUCCCCGGUUUUUCUUUUUCUUUUUUUUUUUAAUGUGUGCUACUACUACUACUACUACUACUACUCCGCGAUGAGUACUACUACUGUUCCCUCUCACAUAUGCGUGGCGUUCCGGAUUACCGAAUUGGGACUAAUCAUCUGGGUGGACUGUUCAUCUCGACGAAUAUAGACACCUAAGCUGUCAUGGCUAUGAUGCGCGGGAGGGCGCACCAACUGCUACUUGGGAGGGAAUGGAUUCCGUUGGUUUGAGAUACACAUAUCGGUUAAGGAUGGAUGGAUGGACGGCACAAUGGAAGCAUGGUCUAUCUGGGAUCUGUGUAGCAUACUGUCCGCCAAGGAUAUGCAUGCUUCUAAUGAACAGGACGCUAUGUUUUUUUUAUUGGCAAAUCGAACUUGCUUCGAGCGGUUGGGUUGGAACUGGUAUUCACCCUAUCCCGCUCUCGUUACCACGUUAUGCAGCUUGAAUGAUCAUGAGCUCUUACCUGUCCAGCUCGAAGG
Molecule: messenger RNA, 2340 nt
Organism: Verruconis gallopava
Lineage: Eukaryota; Fungi; Ascomycota; Dothideomycetes; Venturiales; Sympoventuriaceae
Exons: 1
Coding region: 622-1776 (384 amino acids)
Biological process (GO): regulation of DNA-templated transcription
Molecular function (GO): RNA polymerase II cis-regulatory region sequence-specific DNA binding; DNA-binding transcription factor activity, RNA polymerase II-specific
Source: RefSeq, a predicted model, not a curated record